UUUUCCUCCCCCUUUUCCGCAAUUUUUUCAGAUACCAUGGGCAAGGACAAGUCGAAGGCUACGACCAGCAACUGCUUGCUAGACAUACCCGAUAGCGACAGCGACAGCGCGCCUCCCAGCCCACAACUAGCUCUUGGCUCCGGUGUGGGAGCCAAACCUGCAAAGAAUGAGGAGCGCAAGACAUUCCGUGUCCAGCCACCCUCUGAUCUGCUCUCGCGGUUGCAAGAGUUCCUGCCGCAGAUUGCUGUCGCCAACCAGAAGCUUGAGGAAACAGCUGCUGAGGAUCCCGACAAGGUCAACAUUGAGAACAUCGGCGAGGACGAACCACAGUACAUUGAGAUGGACUUGGGAUUGGGCGUGUUUGAUAUGAAGCCAAAGAAAAAGGAUGGCAAGAGCGAUAUUCAUAUUGGCACACAGCAGUCUUCAGGCGACAGCGAUAGCGAGGAUGGCGAAGGCGUGCCCAGCCGGUUGUUCGGAUCGAAGGUGGUUAUUGAUCCGUCGUCGAUAUUGCACGGAAAGGGCCCCAAGCCCAACAUCGAGGUCCUAGGGGAGGAGGGUGGGUCCGAAUCCGAGAUGGACGAGUAGACCGCGUAUCCAGAAUGUUUAUAUAGAGCAAAUAUAUAACCAGGAAUAUACAUCAGAUCCCCAGA
Messenger RNA from Linderina pennispora, 650 nucleotides. RefSeq lists its product as uncharacterized. Bases 37 to 585 code for a protein of 182 amino acids. The record is from RefSeq and is a predicted model, not a curated record. Gene Ontology annotation, molecular function: box C/D methylation guide snoRNP complex binding. Gene Ontology annotation, biological process: box C/D snoRNP assembly. Lineage: Eukaryota; Fungi; Kickxellomycota; Kickxellomycetes; Kickxellales; Kickxellaceae. The transcript has a single exon.